AAUGUCUGAAAAUGUGUCCUAUUCGCCACCUUACACUUAGUUGCUAGAUUGGAAUUCAAGGCUAAACCUUUUUCUCAGUACUACAGGCAAUUGCUUCAUUGUCUUAAGCGUUUUUAAAGUUGUAAUUAAGAAGCCAGUAGGGGGUCUUCCCUUCAUUUCUCGUGUUCUCAAAUUUCAAGAUGAUAAAUUGUGAUUAGUGUUGGUCUUUUUUUCUUUGAUCCUGCUGGGUAAUCUAGAGCCCUUUCAAUGUGGAGAUUUAUAUCUUUAAAUUAAUAGAAAGGUUCCUAUUUCUUUGGCAAUUUUUCUUCUCUUUUCACCAUGGUUAAAGUCAGAUAGUAAUUUGCCUGGUUAAUUCUCUUAAUUUAAGGUUGUAUUUUCUACUUCUAAGAGGAUUUCUCAAUUUAUUCUUAAUAGUUAUAUUGAAUUUAGAUGAAUGUAUCACAUUUUUUAAAAAGCAUAUCCCAUUUUAAAUGGGCCACACAAGAUUUUUAUUAUCAUCUGAUUGCUUUCUUAAGGACUGUUAUUUAAUGAAUAGAUGUCUUUUGAUCCCUUUGAGGAGGGUAGUUAUCUCCUUAAAUUUUAAGUUCCUUUUUUUUUUUUUUUUUUUUUUACUCUGGUCUUUCUUUCAAAUUGGAGGAUUUCUUUGGACACUUACUUAGUGAUCCUUAUUGUUACUGUUUGAAGGAAACACUAAAACUGUUUAGAGAGACGCCUGAGUAGCUCCAUUGGUUAAGCAUCCAACUCUUGUUUUAGCUCAGGUCAUGAUCUCAGGGUUGUAAGAUAGAGUCCAGAUUAGGCUCUGCGCUGGGCAUGGAGUCUGCCUAAGAUUCUUUCUGUCCCUUUCCCUCUGCCACUCCCUCACUCCAAAAAAAAAAAAAAAAAAAAACUGAUUAGAAACUCUUGGUGACUAGUAGACUUUGCUGUGGAGUAGGAUGUUUAUGUGGCAAACUAGCUUUGUAACCGGGGGCAGUCCAAAUGUCAGUGUCCAGAAAUCUUACUCCUCUGGUGUUUUGUUUGGUGAUCCAACAGUAAAAAUGCCUUAAUUUUAUGGCAAUAUUGUAGAAGUAGGACCAGGAAAAAGUUUUCAGGUCUCAGUAUUGAACAUGUAUAGAUUUUGUUUUAUUUUUUUUACAUUUACCCCUGUAAAGAUGAUUGUAUGCUUAAGUGAGGUGGACUGCCUGUGAAAAAUCCUUAUUCUGAAGAAGCCUUAUUUUGACUUUUGGAAGAAUGAAGCUAGGGGAAGAAUUUGGAGUUUUACCGUUCCAGCUACAGAUUUUAAUACAGCUCACUUUCAACCCCAUGCAUCUUUUUUUAUGGUACUUUUCAGGUCUUGGUUCUUUUUAGUGUGCUAAGGCCAAAUGUUUUGUUUUUAGUUUCUAUCUCUAAGUGCCUAGGGUAUAGUUUUAUCUUCUCUGCUUAAUUAUUAUACCUCUCCUUCUCCUCUAGAUUUUCCAAAUACACAUUGAAAUCUAUUGCUUUCAGGGCACCUAGGUGGCUCAGUUGGUUAAGCCUCCAACUUCGGCUCAGGUCACGAUCUUAACAGUUGGAAACUUUAAGAAUGGAGUCUAAACCUUCAAGGAUCCCAAGAAGAAUUUCUGUUCAACCAUCCGGCUCUUUAAGUGCUAGGAUGAUGUCUGGAAGCAGAGGAAAUAGUUUAAAUGAUACCUAUCACUCAAGAGACUCUUCAUUUAGACUGGAUUCUGAAUAUCAGUCUACAUCAGCAUCAGCAUCACCAUUUCAGUCUACUUGGUAUAGUGAAUCUGAGAUAACUCAGGGAGCACGCUCAAGAUCACAAAACCAGCAACGGGAUCAUGAUUCAAAAAGACCUAAACUUUCCUGUACAAACUGUGCAUCUACCUCUGCUGGGAGAAAUAUUGGACAUGGUUUAAAUGCCGUAUCAGAAUCUUCUUGGAGGCAUAAUCAAGUUCCUAGAUCUUCAUCAAUGGUACUUGGAUCAUUUGGGACUGACUUGAUGAGAGAGAGAAGAGAUUUAGAGAGAAGAACAGAUUCUUCCAUUAGUAAUCUUAUGGAUUAUAGCCACCGAAGUGGUGAUUUCACAAAUUCAUCAUAUAUUCAAGACAGAGUUCCUUCUUCAUAUUCACAGGGAGCAAGACCAAAAGAUAACUCAGUGAGCACUUUACAGUUGAAUACAUCAUCCACAAACCACCAGAUGCCUUCUGAACAUCAGACUGUACCAUGUUCUAGGGACUCUAAUAGAAAUUCUCUAAGGUCAAAUUUUUCUCCAAGAGAAUUGGAAUCUCCCCAAAGCAGUACACAGCCUGGAUUUUCUUAUCUUUCAAAUAGAGAUGAAGCCUCAACCAUAAGCAGUUCAGAUAGGGUUGGUUCAUCUCAAAGAUCAUUUCAAGAAUCUUCUGACAACGAAGGUAGACGUUCAACCAGAAGAUUGCUGUCACGUAUAGCUUCUAGUAUGUCAUCUACCUUCUUUCCCCGAAGAUCUAGUCAGGAUUCCUUGAAUACAAGAUCAUUGAGUUCUGAAAAUUCCUAUGUUUCUCCAAGAAUCUUGACAGCUUCACAGUCUCGUAGCAAUGCAGCGUCAGCUUCUGAUGUUCCCGAUAAUAGGGCAUCUGAAGCUUCUCAGGGAUUUCGAUUUCUUAGGCGAAGAUGGGGUUUGUCAUCUCUUAGCCAAAAUCAUAGCUCUGAGCCUGAUUCAGAAAAUUUUAACCAAGAAUCUGAAGGUAGAAAUACAGGACCAUGGUUAUCUUCCUCACUUAGAAAUAGAUGCACACCUUUGUUCUCUAGAAGGAGACGAGAGGGACGAGAUGAAUCUUCAAGGAUACCUACCUCUGAUAUACCACCUAGAUCUCAUCAUAUUUUUAGAAGAGAAUCAAAUGAAGUGGUUCACCUUGAAGCACAGAGUGAUCCCCUUGGGGCUACUGCCAACAGAUCACAAGCAUCUGCAGCAUCGAGUAGUGCUGCUACGGGUGGCUCCACAUCAGAUUCAGCUCACAGUGGAAGAAAUACAGGAAUAACAGGGAUCCUUCCUGGUUCUUUAUUUCGAUUCGCAGUCCCCCCAGCACUUGGAAAUAAUUUGACCGACAAUGUCAUGAUCACUGUAGAUAUUAUUCCUUCAGGUUGGAGUUCAUCUGAUGGAAAAAGUGAUAAAACUAAAAGUGCACCUUCAAGAGACCCAGAAAAACUGCAGAAAAUAAAAGAGAGCCUCCUUUUAGAGGACUCUGAAGAAGAAGAAGGUGACUUAUGUAGAAUUUGUCAGAUGGCAGCUGCAUCAUCAUCUAACUUGCUGAUAGAGCCGUGCAAGUGCACAGGAAGCUUGCAGUAUGUUCACCAAGAUUGUAUGAAAAAGUGGUUACAGGCCAAAAUUAACUCUGGUUCUUCAUUAGAGGCUGUAACCACCUGUGAACUCUGUAAAGAGAAGUUGCAGCUUAACCUGGAGGAUUUUGAUAUUCAUGAACUACAUAGAGCUCAUGCAAAUGAACAAGCUGAGUAUGAGUUUAUCAGCUCUGGUCUCUACCUAGUUGUGUUAUUGCACUUGUGCGAACAAAGCUUUUCUGAUAUGAUGGGAAAUACAAAUGAACCAAGCACACGUGUCCGAUUUAUUAACCUUGCAAGAACUCUUCAGGCACAUAUGGAAGAUCUCGAAAGUAGGUGGAAUUUCCCCUUCCCAGACUUGUUGAAUUUCUUUUGCAAAUUAAAUCCACAGACCAAAACCUUACUGUAUACGCUUUCUACCAAAUUAGAGCUUCAUUUAUAGGCGUAGUAAUACCAUAAUAACUGAUUUGGGAAAGAUGGGUUGGGCAACUGACCUUUUUCAAAGCAUAUUUUUAAAAAAUAACAAUUUUAAGGUACAGAAGGAUAUAUUUUAACUAGUGUUUUAUUUAAAAUUUUUAUUUUUGAUCGCCUUAAUUUUAAUCAAAAAGAAAACUUCUGGUCAAACCACAUUUCUAAAUCUGUUAGGUGUGUGUGUGUGAGAGAGAGAGAGAAAUUUUGUUAUUCAUCUUUGUUAGAU
This is a messenger RNA of Panthera uncia (snow leopard), 3985 nucleotides long. RefSeq names its product membrane associated ring-CH-type finger 7 (gene MARCHF7). Gene Ontology annotation, molecular function: zinc ion binding; ubiquitin binding; ubiquitin conjugating enzyme binding. The coding region runs from base 1559 to 3730 and encodes 723 amino acids. Gene Ontology annotation, biological process: protein autoubiquitination. Gene Ontology annotation, cellular component: nucleus. NCBI's taxonomy places the organism in Eukaryota, Metazoa, Chordata, Mammalia, Carnivora, Felidae. The record is from RefSeq and is a predicted model, not a curated record. The transcript has 9 exons.